Molecule: messenger RNA, 912 nt
Organism: Oncorhynchus keta (chum salmon)
Lineage: Eukaryota; Metazoa; Chordata; Actinopteri; Salmoniformes; Salmonidae
Product: glycerol-3-phosphate dehydrogenase 1-like protein
Exons: 3
Biological process (GO): glycerol-3-phosphate catabolic process
Cellular component (GO): glycerol-3-phosphate dehydrogenase (FAD) complex; cytosol
Molecular function (GO): NAD binding; glycerol-3-phosphate dehydrogenase [NAD(P)+] activity
Source: RefSeq, a predicted model, not a curated record
AGGGCUAGAAUACAGGGCUACAUGCAGGGCUAGAAUACAGGGCUAUAUGCAUAAUCGCAGAGAACACACGGAUUCACCACAGCUCAUUCACCACACACAAGGAUCUCAACGUACAUGCAUGAUGAGUGGGAUAUUCAAUAUUUCAUUUCGAAUAGGUAAAAAAAUCGGACUAUGUCAUUUAGACUAUUUGAUAUGAAAAUGUAAGGCUAUUCAAUUCACAUUCUUCAUUAAUUUCUUCCAGAAGAGAGACAUUAGUAAACAUUGCAACAAUUGUCUUGUAAUUUAUCAGGGGACAGACAUCUGAAAUAGGCUACUCAACUUCCAUCUGCUAAUUGUAACUAACAUUUAAAAAAAAACUCGUAAUCCCAGAAUCCUCCAGUUCGGCAUCUCCUUGAUGAUGUCAUUUACAGCAGUUCAGUCUGUCGUAGCCUAGAGGCGCACUCCUGUCUCCCCUCCAUAAAUCCACUCCUCAUAUCAUCUGUCAUUAGUUACCUAUAUCUUCGGAAUCAGUACAUUUUUUGAACAGUUAGGAAACAUCUCCAAAUGGCGUCGCCUCUGAAAGUGUGCAUUGUCGGCUCUGGAAACUGGGGUUCAGCCAUUGCCAGGAUAAUCGGCAGUAAUGCUCAGGCCCUGCAGCGUUUCGCCACCACAGUCAAGAUGUGGGUGUUUGAGGAGAACGUGGACAGCAGGAAUCUCACAGACAUCAUCAACACAGACCAUGAGAAUGUCAAGUACCUGCCUGGAUACAGGCUGCCUGACAACGUGGUGGCUGUACCUCAGCUCCAGGAUGCUGCUGAGGGGGCUGACCUCCUAGUGUUCGUGGUUCCUCACCAGUUCAUCAGGAAGCUGUGUGAUGAGAUGGUGGGCUGUGUCUCCUCCCAGGCCAGGGGAAUCACACUCAUUAAGGUAAGA